Messenger RNA from Leptosia nina, 279 nucleotides. The record is from the annotation of a GenBank genome assembly. NCBI's taxonomy places the organism in Eukaryota, Metazoa, Arthropoda, Insecta, Lepidoptera, Pieridae.
AUGCCACCAAAAAAGAAACCUAAAACAAAAGAAGAAAUAAAAGAGCAGAAACAAACUGCAGAACGAUUAAGAUAUCAACGGCUAAAAAAUUACCCUGAAAAAAGAGAGCAAUUGAAGGUAAAAGAACGACGGAACUACCAAAUAAAGAAGGAAAAAGAUAUUAAGAAAAGGUGGGUCAAAUCCUACAGAGCAGUAGCAGAGAUCCCAGGGGAUAUCUACUCCAGAUGGCUGCAGCCAGCUCUUCCAGAGAUUCUAUUCAAAAGAAUCGCAGCCCGGUAA